GGCAUAAGGGCUUUGGUGCAACCGGGAACAGCUGGGGGGGCCCCAUCAUGGCUUCGGACCACCAAGCUUCGAAACAGCAGCAGGCUGCCUCCAAGAUUGUCAUCUUCGAGCAGGAAAACUUCCAGGGCCGCUGCCAUGAACUGACUGCUGCCUGUACCAAUUUGAAGGAGGCCGGUUUGGAGAAAGUCGGUUCCGUCCUGGUGCACUCAGGCCCGUGGGUUGGCUACGAGCAGCCCAACUGGAAAGGGGAGCAGUUUGUCUUUGAGAAAGGGGAAUAUCCCCGCUGGGAUUCCUGGACCAACAGCCGGAGGAGCGACAACAUCUCUGCCCUGAGGCCCAUCAAAGUGGACAGCCAGGAGCACAAGAUCGUCCUCUACGAGAACCCCAGCUUCACCGGGAAGAAGAUUGAGAUAAUCGAUGAUGACGUGCCCAGCUUCCACGCUCACGGCUACCAGGAGAAGGUCUCCUCUGUGCGGGUGCAGAGCGGCACGUGGGUAGGGUACCAGUAUCCCGGCUAUCGAGGCUACCAGUACCUGCUGGAAAAAGGAGACUACAAGGACAGUGCCGAUUUUGGGGCCCAGCACCCCCAGAUCCAGUCUGUGCGGCGAAUCCGGGACAUGCAGUGGCACCAGCGGGGGGCUUUCCACCCCUCCAGCUAAGCCCUCCUCCUCCACCUGUCUGCCUCAGAUCGAAGGGGGGUGGAAGGGGGCC
Euleptes europaea (tarantolino) is the source of this 711-nucleotide messenger RNA. RefSeq names its product crystallin beta B2 (gene CRYBB2). The record is from RefSeq and is a predicted model, not a curated record. Gene Ontology annotation, biological process: visual perception; lens development in camera-type eye. NCBI's taxonomy places the organism in Eukaryota, Metazoa, Chordata, Lepidosauria, Squamata, Sphaerodactylidae. Bases 48 to 659 code for a protein of 203 amino acids. The transcript has 6 exons. Gene Ontology annotation, molecular function: structural constituent of eye lens.